AUGAGAAUUCUUGAAGAAACAAAGCCUGGAAACCAAACCACCGUUACUCACUUCUUACUUUGGGGGUUUGGCCUACGUGGCAAGAUGCACCUCCUAUUUUCCAUAGUGAUUUCUGUCACAUUCCUGGUCACCAUGAUAGGUAACUCUCUAAUUGUGGUGAUCACAGUCAUUGACUCUGCCCCGCAUACUCCCAUGUACUACUUCCUAAAGAAUCUCGCCUUGACAGAGAUCUGCUACAGCUUGAGUAUUGUCCCCAGGAUGCUCUUGAUUCUGCUGGGGGAGAGAAAAAUUAUUUCCUUCCCAGCUUGUGCCUUGCAACUCAGUUGUGCUAUACUUUUUGUCAUGUGUGAGUGCUUUCUCUUAGGUGUAAUGGCUUAUGACCGACAAGUGGCAAUAUGCCACCCACUGCAUUAUGGCACCAUGAUGAACAGGGACCUCUGCUUCAAGAUGGCUGUUGGGUCUUGGCUCUCUGGGAUACCAGUUGCUCUGGUCUUCCCCACAUGGCUGUUUACUCUGCCCUUCUGUGGGAGAAACAAGGUGGAUCAUUUCUUUUGUGAUGUUUCUCCCGUGUUGAAGCUGGUGUGUGCAGACACAGCUUUGUUUGAACUACUGAUUUUUAUUUCUACAGUCAUAAUAGUGAUGAUCCCCUUUUCACUGAUCAUUAUUUCUUACCUUCUCAUUAUUCAUGCUGUUCUUCAGAUACCCUCAGCCAUGGGCCAGAGGCAGGCCUUUUCCACAUGUACAGCUCACCUGGUGGUAGUAACUCUUUUCUACAGCACAGCAGGCAUCAUUCACUUGCGUCCUAGGUCCAGCCUCUCAAGCAAUAUGAAGAAAAUGGUUUCCCUCUCUUACACAGUUGUUACGCCUAUGAUCAACCCCUUCAUCUACAGCUUGAGGAAUCAGAAGGUCAAGCAAAGCCUGAGGAAAUGCAUCAACAAGAGGCUGCUUGGGAAGCAGAUGAUCUUUUCUCUGUCCAGCUCAUGA
This is a messenger RNA of Phasianus colchicus (ring-necked pheasant), 984 nucleotides long. RefSeq names its product olfactory receptor 10A7-like. Gene Ontology annotation, biological process: G protein-coupled receptor signaling pathway. Gene Ontology annotation, molecular function: olfactory receptor activity; G protein-coupled receptor activity. Gene Ontology annotation, cellular component: membrane. The record is from RefSeq and is a predicted model, not a curated record. Lineage: Eukaryota; Metazoa; Chordata; Aves; Galliformes; Phasianidae.